AUGUCUUUUGCAGGUGUUUCUUCUGCCGAGAUCAUUUUGGACUCAGGUGCAGAUACCAGCGCACUGCCGUUGACUUACGCUGAUGUUGGUGAAUCAUGUCAACAUGAGACAGCUGGACAGGAUUUCAUUGAUGCACAAGGUGGAAAACUUGACAUACGUGACACAAGACUUGCAACUGUUGACCUUGGCAAUGGAGUGAUUUUGCGUGAACGUUUCAUUAUUGCAAACAUCAGUUGUCCUUUGCUUGCACUUGGUCACAUAGUUCGAGCAGGCUGGGAGAUUCAGCAUUUCAGUGAUGGAGUUUUUCUUGUGAAGAACGGCAAGUUUGUCAACGUGAGCUUCAAGCGCAACUCACUUUGUGUGAAAGGUUCCAUUCGAAUGAUUUCUGAGGAUGACUGUUUGAGUCCAACUUCAACAGCUCCAGGACCAAAGGCCUUGAGAGCAAUCCAUUUGCAGCCAGUGUUGAGACGUUUGCUCCCUGGAUGGAACAAAGUGAAUCCACAGGUCUAUGCAUUGACCACUCGACGUGCAAGGUUUGUGGAUGCUACACUUUGCCCUGGAGGUGAGAUGAUGUGGUACAGAACAACGUUGGUGUUUCGAGAUGCUCAAGGUUGGGAGUUGCUUGAAUUUGGAGAACCUAUCUCAGAAUUGGAAGACUUGGAAGGUGAAAUUUACGACCCAGAAUCUGUUGUAGAAGUUCUCACACUUGCGCAUGCUCACAACGUUGCAUCAGAACAGCUUGGUUUUGCCUUGGUAGAUGGAGAACAGGCACCCCAUUUUGACGCAGACGUCUUGGUUGGAGAACCUGGUGAUGGUGACACAGGUGAACAGGAACAUGCCCCACAACCUGUGCAAGAGGUCCCAGCUGAAUUGCCUGAUGCAGAGCCGUUAGAUGAGGAACGCGUUGUGCCAUUUGCAGAUGAGAGUACAGUGACAGUUGAUGGAGUGGUGCUCAGUUGUGACAACACUUUGAAAGCUCUUCGAGCUGGAUGUGAAGUUUUGGGUUUGUCAAAGCGUGGUUCCAAAAAGGAAUGUAUGCAUCGCAUGUUGGAGUUUGUGAAGACUCGUGAGCUCAUGGAAGCCCAUGCAGUGGAGGCUACCCUCAAAAAGGAUUCAGAACGUGUUGCAAUCCCUCAGAAGAAACCUGUUGAGCCCACGGAGUCCAUGAAACAAGAGGACAAUUUGCCUCACGAUGCCAAGAGCUUGAGCACACGCUUUGUGCGCACCUGGAGAGAAAAGAAGGACAAGGAAGGCAAUGCUAUCUGGUUACGUCGUAGUCGUUUGGUUGCAAGGGAGUACACAUGGUUGCAGCCUGACAGAGAAGCACUUUUCUCACCGGCUACUUCGAACAUUGCCAGCCGCAUCUUGCCCAUUUGCUUUUUGGCCCUGCGAGAGCAUCAAGACACGAUGAUGUUGGCCAUUGACGUCAAAGACGCUUUCUUGACAGUGAGGCAGGAACAGCCAACACGUGUACGUUGCACAGAUGCCUCAGGGAAAAGCGUUUCAUACAGCUUAGGUCGAGUUCUUCCGGGUCAGCGUGAUGGCAGCCUUUUGUGGCAUCGAGAUUUGGUCAAGUUUGUUGGUGAAAGCACCCUUGGAAUGGAGGAAUUUGAAGUUUAUCCAUCCAUCUUACGUUCCAAACUUGGUGAUUGCUUGCUGAUGAUUCACGUGGAUGACCUCUUGGUGGUUGGGUCACGCAAAGCAGUGACAGAACAGCUGAUCCCACACAUGCAAUCAAGGUAUGAAGUUUCCAUCGAGAUCAUGUCCAAUGUUGGCGACGAGUUGACGUUUCUAAAGCGCACCCACCAGCUUUUAGAAUCUGGACGCAUGGUGGUGAAGAUCCAUGGAAAGCACCUGGACCAACUUUGCAAGUUGUUGCAACUUUCAAAGCGCAACCAUCGUGACAAGCUGGAUCACCUUGUUGACCUUGUACAUGGUGUUCCUGUGGAUGCGCAAUGA
This is a messenger RNA of Cladocopium goreaui, 1959 nucleotides long. Lineage: Eukaryota; Dinophyceae; Suessiales; Symbiodiniaceae. The record is from the annotation of a GenBank genome assembly.